AUCUGUCGUUUCUUCCUCUUCUUUUCAAGUCUCUUAGAACAUGUUCGCCCAUCCAGUAAGAUCACUCUGUUUCAACAGGUGCGCCGUCGGUCGAAUCGCGAAUUUCUCGUCUGUUGCAGCCAUGGCCAGCAAUAAGUUUCGCCUGCCCGACAAGUACCAGGGACUGGAGAAAAAUGUUUGGGUGGAAUUCAUUCAGCUCGCGUUGGAGAACAAGCCAGUGAAUCUCGGUCAGGGCUUCCCGGAUUUUGCAGCGCCGGAUUACGUGACCGGUAGUCUGAAAGAUGUUGUGACUGGACCGGAUGUUUUGCUGAAUCAGUACACGCGUGGAUUUGGACAUCCAAGGUUGAUUGCCGCUCUUUCUAAGCUGUAUUCUGGGUUCGUGGGAAGAAAUAUCAACGGAGCAACCGAAAUAAUUGUGACGGUCGGAGCGUAUGAAGCUCUUUUCUGUUCCAUCAUGGGGCACGUAAAUUCUGGUGAUGAAGUGAUUGUGAUAGAGCCAUUUUUCGACUGCUAUGAGCCGAUGAUCCGACUGGCUGGUGGCGUUCCUCGCUUUAUUCCUUUGCGACCGAAAAGGAAAGAAGGUGUUGUGCACGCCAGUGACUUCGUCCUCGAUGAAGCGGAGCUGGAAUCCAUGUUUAAUGAGAAGACGAAGGCGAUCAUUGUCAACACUCCGCAUAAUCCUCUAGGCAAAGUUUUCACUGCGGACGAGUUGCAGACGAUUGCUAAUUUGUGUCAGAAAUACAAUUGCUUGGCGAUCAUGGACGAGGUUUAUGAGCACAUGGUGUUCGAAGGACAAAAACAUAUCCGCAUGGCGACUCUCCCGGGAAUGUGGGAUCGCACAAUCACGAUCGGCAGUGCGGGAAAAACGUUCUCUGUGACUGGUUGGAAGCUUGGUUGGGCGUAUGGACCUGCGGAGCUGAUCCGGAAUUUGCAAGUUGCUCAUCAAAACGCGAUCUACACGUGUUGCACUCCGAUACAGGACGCGGUUGCGCGAGCCUUCGAGUUGGAAAUGAGCAGAUUGUCUUCUCCGGAAUGCUAUUUCAACUCUAUUUCGGUGGAGCUGCAGACGAAGCGAGAUUUCAUGGUGAAAUUUUUGAAAGAGGCCGGUAUGGUGCCUGUCAUUCCUGAAGGAGGAUAUUUUAUGCUGGCUAAUUGGGAGCCAUUGGCGCCGAAACUGUUGGAGCACCUGAAAGAUGAACCGGAUCCCGAACUGGAUUAUAAACUCGUCAAGUGGAUGUCCAAGCAUCACAAAUUGCAGGGAAUCCCACCGUCUGCCUUCUACUGUGCAGAUCACAAGAACCUUGGCGAAAAAUACAUCAGGUUUUGCUUCAUCAAGGAGGAUGAGAAUCUCGAGAAGGCUGCAGAAAUUCUUAAGCACUUGAAGUUGACACUGGACAGCAGGCUGUGAUGUAAUUUUAGAAAACUGAGCCGAAUCGGAAGUCGGAAAUACUCGUGUUGGGGGUUCAUAUGCAUAAUUUUUGCGCCGAUGUAUUUCAUAGUGUAUAUUAUGCUGUGGUGCUGAGAAAGAAUUCACGAUCCAAUUGUGGGAGUA
Molecule: messenger RNA, 1552 nt
Organism: Notodromas monacha
Lineage: Eukaryota; Metazoa; Arthropoda; Ostracoda; Podocopida; Cyprididae
Source: the annotation of a GenBank genome assembly